This is a messenger RNA of Lagopus muta (rock ptarmigan), 2654 nucleotides long. It is a transcript of the gene BCKDHB, whose product is annotated as branched chain keto acid dehydrogenase E1 subunit beta. Gene Ontology annotation, molecular function: catalytic activity. The record is from RefSeq and is a predicted model, not a curated record. Bases 56 to 1195 code for a protein of 379 amino acids. Gene Ontology annotation, biological process: branched-chain amino acid catabolic process; response to nutrient. NCBI's taxonomy places the organism in Eukaryota, Metazoa, Chordata, Aves, Galliformes, Phasianidae. The transcript is spliced from 11 exons.
AACCCCGCCUCUUUAGAGCGCGCGGCGGCCGCGGCGCCCCCCGAUAGCGGCGGUGAUGGCGGCGGCGGGGCUGGCGCGGGUGCUGCGCCGGUCUGGGGGCAGAGCGCGAUGUUGCGGAGCGCUCCGGAGCCGUCCGACCCCCCUGCCGGCCGAGCCCCGCCGGGCCGCUGCGCACUUCGCUUUCGAGCCUGAUCCGGCACCCAGCGCUUACGGGCAAACUCAGAAGAUGAAUCUCUUCCAGUCCAUAACAAGUGCCUUGGAUAAUGCUUUAGCCAAAGAUCCAACUGCAGUAAUAUUUGGUGAAGAUGUGGCCUUUGGUGGAGUCUUCAGGUGUACAGUUGGCUUGCGAGACAAGUAUGGCAAAGACAGAGUUUUUAAUACGCCCUUGUGUGAGCAAGGAAUUGUUGGAUUUGGUAUUGGAGUUGCUGUUGCAGGUGCUACAGCCAUUGCAGAAAUUCAGUUUGCAGAUUACAUUUUUCCUGCAUUUGAUCAGAUCGUUAAUGAAGCAGCAAAGUAUCGUUACCGCUCCGGAGAUCUGUUUAACUGUGGAAACCUCACCAUCAGAGCCCCCUGGGGUUGUGUGGGACAUGGUGCGCUGUAUCACUCUCAAAGUCCAGAAGCUUUUUUUGCUCAUUGUCCAGGAAUAAAGAUUGUUAUUCCAAGGAGUCCUCUUCAGGCCAAAGGAUUGCUGCUGUCAUGCAUAGAGGAUAAAAAUCCAUGCAUAUUCUUUGAACCUAAAAUACUAUAUAGAGCUGCAGUGGAGCAAGUUCCUGUGGAGCCCUACAACAUUCCUCUGUCUCAAGCUGAGGUGCUGCGGCAAGGCAGUGAUGUGACACUGGUUGCUUGGGGCACACAGGUACACGUGAUCAAAGAAGUUGCAGUGAUGGCUCAGGAAAAGCUAGGAGUGUCCUGUGAAGUUAUUGAUCUGAGGACCAUCUUACCCUGGGAUACAGAGACUAUUUGCAAGUCAGUAGUGAAGACCGGGCGGUUGCUGAUUAGCCAUGAGGCUCCCUUGACAGGAGGAUUUGCGUCUGAAAUCAGUUCCACAGUUCAGGAGGAAUGCUUUUUGCAUUUAGAGGCUCCUAUUUCAAGAGUCUGUGGCUAUGACACUCCUUUCCCUCACAUCUUUGAGCCUUUCUACAUCCCAGACAAAUGGAAAUGCUAUGAUGCCCUUCGAAAAAUGAUUAACUACUGAGCAGUAACACAGGAUGACUUUUUGCAUUUCACCAUCUUUGUUUCCCACGGUAGCUGAAAAUUGAAUUUCUGUAUGCAAAAUGGGAAAUCUACUACAUAGGCAGCAUCUCCAAAAAAUAAUAUAGUUCCCCAUACAACGUGUCUCCACAAAUCACCCAUUAUUGACAUCCUAUAGCAUUUCUUAGUAGAAUUUUGUAAACCCUUUUGUAGAGUAUGCUGUCUUUUGCAGAACAGUUAUUCUUGCCUUUUAUCUGCGUUUAAUGUAUUUAACCUGUGUUGACAGUGCCUCACUUACAGAUAGUUGCUUAUCUUGAGGUUGACAUUGCAUACAUUACAUAUUGUUUUCUUGCUCAAAGAUAGAGUUUGAGAGUGCAUACUGUAUAGCUGCCAGUGACAGAGGCAAAAGCAAAAUCUGUAUCUUUCAGCAGUCUCUUAGUUAUUAAGAUUUAUAGCUAGGUUAGGUAUAAGACAAAUAGCUUCAAGGUAGGCAUCUAGGUUCCAGACAACUCUUUGUAGCUGGGAAAAAAGAUAAAGAGAGAAGAGGCGGUGAGAUUAAGAUGGUUGUACUGUUUCUGGGUACUGGUGUCUGCCACUCAUUUGGGAAAGCAAAAAAGAAGAGAAGAAAGAGAAGAAGAAACAGAGGAAAGCAGACAACAAAGUGUAUAAAACACACUCUUGAACACAAAUAUAUUGAGGGGAGCUGUAGAAAAUUGCCAAGUGGUUUUCUUUUACCUUUGCAGCUUUAUCUACCAUGUUUGUGUGCUCUGGUUUAUUUUUAAAUGGAUUCUAUAGCUGUUAACAGAUGACCUUCCUAAGAGUUUGUGCGCUUAUGUAAGGUGAUAAUGUUUCCAUUACAAAUUUAGCCUCUAAAAUUAUCAAGUUAUCACACUGUUAACUUCAUUAUGGAGGUUUUUUCAUUGUUGUUUUGUUGUGUUACAAAGUUUAAGCAUGGUUAUUAAAGGUUUAAAGAUGCUGUGAAUGAAGGAAGGUGUUUUGCAUUUAUUUUGCUUUUCGAGCACAUGUUUGAGGUGUUGUCAGCACCAAAUGUCUUUUGCUGAGAACCAGUGCUACAGCUGGGAGAGGCUUGCAAGUGGCAGCAAUACUUGUCCUUUCUCAGCCACUAACUUGUGCUGGGAAACAGCAAGAGACCUGUGAGAUAGAUAGUUUAGUACCUGUUCUCUGCAGAUAAUUAUUAUUACCCCUGUUCUUAGGCAGUACCUCAUAAAUGUUGAAGCACAGAAAAAUUAUCACUCUUAUCCCCAUUUGUUGAAUAAAAUGAAGAGACUGGACAAUACAUACAUACAUAAUUAACUUGAGACUAAUAACCAGUUCUUUUUCAACACAGAAUCCCAAAUGUUGUAGGCUAGACAGCCUGCCUCUCGUACUACACUGUCUGUAAUCCAUAGGAUAAACAUCCUCCACAGGCUUGAAUAGAUCACAGCAUUUCUGACUGAUUAUGU